CCCGGGAAAGCGAGGCACCCGAGGCAGGCCCGCGCCCGGAGGCGCCGGGGAAGCAGGCCAGGCCCCGCGGCGGGAGCGGGGCAGGAACACUCCCCUCAGCUCCGCUAGGCUCCCUUUAGGCACUUCGCGCGCCGAAAACUUACUGGCCGCUUCCGCCUCGGUGCGACGUGCUGCCGUAACGCCGUGCGUAACUUCCCUCCGCUUCCUGUUGGCCUGCGCGCCGUCGCACGGCGCCCUCUCGAGCCGAGCCGAGCCGAGCCGAGCCGGCGCUUUCCCGGCUCCCCCCGCGCGGCGCCGCUCCGCCCUUCCCCCCGCCCCUGCUGAAAGCCGAACCGGAGUCGGCCGCGCGGCCAUUUUGUUCCCAGCGCUGCUGGAACCGUCGGCCGCGGCCGCAACGGCUGGCGGGCCUGGGAGCCGCCCGCGGCGGCAUCGCUGGCCGGUUUUUAAAAGGGUUUUUAAUCCUCUUGGGGGGCUUCGCGCCUCGGCCCUGUUUUAACCCGCCAUGUCUGGAGAGGGAGGCGCCGUCGACCAGGCUGCUGAAUAUGUCCCAGAAAAAGUGAAGAAAGCCGAAAAGAAACUAGAAGAGAAUCCAUAUGACCUUGACGCUUGGAGCAUUCUCAUUCGAGAGGCACAGAAUCAACCUAUAGACAAAGCCCGGAAGACCUAUGAACGCCUUGUUGCCCAGUUCCCCAGUUCUGGCAGAUUCUGGAAACUGUACAUUGAAGCAGAGAUUAAAGCAAAAAAUUAUGACAAAGUGGAAAAGUUAUUUCAGCGAUGCCUUAUGAAGGUUUUACACAUUGAUUUAUGGAAAUGUUACCUAUCCUAUGUACGAGAAACCAAGGGGAAGCUACCUAGUUACAAAGAAAAAAUGGCUCAGGCAUAUGAUUUUGCUCUGGAUAAAAUUGGCAUGGAAAUCAUGUCAUACCAGAUCUGGGUGGAUUACAUCAAUUUUUUGAAGGGCGUAGAAGCUGUAGGAUCUUAUGCAGAAAACCAGAGGAUAACAGCCGUCCGUAGGGUUUACCAGCGUGGUUGUGUGAAUCCAAUGAUUAACAUAGAGCAACUCUGGAGAGAUUAUAACAAAUAUGAAGAGGGAAUCAAUAUUCACUUAGCUAAGAAGAUGAUUGAAGACAGGAGUAGAGACUAUAUGAAUGCACGACGUGUUGCAAAGGAAUAUGAGACAGUUAUGAAAGGUCUGGAUCGCAAUGCUCCCUCUGUCCCCCCACAAAAUACCCCUCAGGAGGCUCAGCAGGUGGACAUGUGGAAGAAGUAUAUCCAGUGGGAAAAGAGCAAUCCACUCCGUACAGAAGAUCAAACUCUCAUAACAAAAAGAGUUAUGUUCGCAUAUGAGCAAUGCCUUUUGGUUCUGGGACAUCACCCAGAUAUCUGGUAUGAAGCUGCACAGUAUCUUGAGCAAUCCAGUAAGCUGCUAGCUGAAAAGGGGGACAUGAACAAUGCUAAACUUUUCAGUGACGAGGCUGCUAAUAUUUAUGAAAGAGCGAUCAGCACUUUAUUAAAGAAGAAUAUGCUGCUUUAUUUUGCAUAUGCGGAUUAUGAAGAGAGUCGAAUGAAGUAUGAGAAAGUACACAGCAUAUAUAACAGACUCUUGGCUAUAGAAGAUAUUGAUCCCACUCUGGUUUAUAUCCAAUACAUGAAAUUUGCAAGGCGAGCAGAAGGCAUAAAAUCUGGAAGAAUGAUAUUUAAGAAAGCAAGAGAGGAUGCCCGGACCCGCCAUCAUGUCUAUGUUACAGCAGCUUUAAUGGAGUAUUAUUGUAGUAAGGAUAAGUCUGUGGCCUUUAAGAUUUUUGAGCUAGGACUGAAAAAAUACGGGGACAUUCCAGAAUAUGUACUGGCAUAUAUCGACUACCUGUCUCACCUUAAUGAGGACAAUAAUACAAGAGUUUUGUUUGAACGUGUUUUAACUUCAGGGAGCCUCCCACCUGAGAAAUCUGGAGAAAUCUGGGCUCGGUUUUUAGCUUUCGAAAGUAACAUUGGUGAUCUAGCUAGCAUACUGAAAGUUGAAAAACGGAGAUUUACAGCGUUCAAGGAAGAAUAUGAGGGUAAAGAAACAGCUCUGCUGGUAGACAGGUAUAAGUUCAUGGAUUUGUACCCUUGUUCUGCAAGUGAACUUAAGGCUCUUGGUUAUAAGGAUGUCUCCCGUGCCAAGCUGGCAGCUAUAAUUCCAGACCCUGUGGUUGCACCUUCCAUUGUGCCUGUUCUCAAAGAUGAAGUAGACCGAAAACCUGAAUAUCCCAAACCAGACACUCAACAAAUGAUUCCAUUUCAGCCAAGACACUUAGCACCCCCAGGAUUACAUCCUGUACCCGGUGGUGUAUUUCCUGUUCCACCAGCAGCUGUAGUUCUAAUGAAGCUCCUGCCCCCUCCUGUUUGUUUUCAGGGUCCCUUUGUUCAAGUGGAUGAACUCAUGGAGAUAUUCAGAAGAUGCAAAUUGCCAGAAACUGUUGAUGAAGCUGUAAGAAUAAUUACUGGAGGCCUACCUGAAAUAACUGUGGAAGGCAAUGGACCUGUGGAAAAUAAUGCUAUGCUCAAUAAGGCUGUCAAGAGACCAAAUGAAGAUUCUGAUGACGAUGAGGAGAAAGGAUCAGUAGUUCCCCCUGUUCAUGACAUUUACAGAGCACGACAACAGAAGAGAAUCCGGUGAAACAAGUCUGGAAUUCUACUGCAAUAGACAAAGACUUGUUUUGAAUUUGUCUUGUCUCUUAAAAGUCAAGCAUUUAAAAGGGACAGCUGCAAACAAAAAAAAUCUUGAAAUGGUUUUGUUACUGUGGUGCCUCUUCUCCCAUAUUGUUCUUGAACCGAAAACAGAGAGAACCAAUCUUAGAAUGUGCUCUGAACAAAAUUAGGUUUUCAAAAACAAAAGUGCAAAAUGACUAAACUGCAUUUUGUUCUUUCUUCAAGGAUGUUCACGUCAGCCACUUGAAAUCUUGUGGGUUUUCAACAGUUUUAUUUUAAAAACUGGAUGGCUUAUAAUUGUGAAGCAUUUUUAAUUCACACUUUCUGGAAAACAAUUGUUCUCAGUUUGUUCAUGUAGUGUCCUGCCUUAUUGUUCGUUUUUAUUUAUGGCAGAAUGUAUGGAAUCUGUUUUGUAGUUGAAAAAUGGAAAAACAUUCCUUUAAAAUAAAAGGAUAUCGAUAACAUCA
This is a messenger RNA of Rhea pennata, 3158 nucleotides long. RefSeq names its product cleavage stimulation factor subunit 3 (gene CSTF3). NCBI's taxonomy places the organism in Eukaryota, Metazoa, Chordata, Aves, Rheiformes, Rheidae. Gene Ontology annotation, biological process: mRNA 3'-end processing. Gene Ontology annotation, molecular function: protein binding; mRNA binding. Gene Ontology annotation, cellular component: nucleus. The transcript is spliced from 21 exons. The record is from RefSeq and is a predicted model, not a curated record. Bases 503 to 2659 code for a protein of 718 amino acids.